Molecule: messenger RNA, 336 nt
Organism: Aspergillus campestris IBT 28561
Lineage: Eukaryota; Fungi; Ascomycota; Eurotiomycetes; Eurotiales; Aspergillaceae
Exons: 1
Coding region: 66-239 (57 amino acids)
Source: RefSeq, a predicted model, not a curated record
CAAUCCUUCCCCCUGUCCAUCCUCCCUCCCAGUCAACGGUGCCCAUCUGCUGUCCCACCCUCCCAAUGCCGAAUAAGUCUCCUCACAUCCCGCGGGUAAACGAUCCCCUCCCCCCAUUACCGGGCCCAGGUGUUACAAGCGGUCUAGCUCUAGUCGGGGAUGGGAGGGAAUUAAAAAAAAAAGACACCCCCCCUCCAGUAACGAGUAACAACUGUCCCAUCAUCUACGUACAUAUGUAACUAUAGGCCAUGUAGGCGUUCGCUAAGGGCAAGAUGCAGGUCGCACACGCCGCUGCAUUGCUUUCCAGGUCAUGUCGGGCCUACAUAUGUUUCGAAC